Messenger RNA from Gadus chalcogrammus (walleye pollock), 1242 nucleotides. RefSeq names its product zona pellucida-like domain-containing protein 1. Bases 1 to 1242 code for a protein of 413 amino acids. The record is from RefSeq and is a predicted model, not a curated record. Gene Ontology annotation, cellular component: cell surface. NCBI's taxonomy places the organism in Eukaryota, Metazoa, Chordata, Actinopteri, Gadiformes, Gadidae. The transcript has 10 exons.
AUGAGGGCCCUGAUUCUGUUCUGUCUUCUGAUGAGUAAUACCAGUUCGAGCCUCGCACAAUUCAACGGAUACAACUGCGACGCCAACUUCCACAGCCGAUUCCCUGCGGAGCGGGAUGUCAGCGUGUACUGCGGCGUUCAGACCAUCACGCUGAAGAUCAACUUCUGCCCCGUGCUGUACUCGGGCUACACCGAGGCCGACCUCGCUCUCAACGGUCGCCACGGCGACGCCCAGUGCCGGGGGUUCGUCAACAACAACACCUUCCCCACGGCGGUGCUGUUCAGCAUCAGCCUCAACACCCUGGAGGCCUGUGACAACAGUCUGGUCGUCACCACAGCCUAUGGAUCUAACGCCUAUGGCAACACUUCCCUCGUUCAAAUCGGAAAUAUCUCGGGAUAUCUCGACACCCCUGAACCCGCAACGGUAAUCAGCUACCUGCCUGGCCUGCUGUACAAGUUCAGCUGCAGCUACCCCCUGGAGUACCUGGUCAACAACUCUCAGGUGGCGUCUUCAUCGGCGGCCAUUUCAGUCAAGGACAAUAAUGGUACAUUUGUGAGCACAAUGAGUAUGAUGUUGUACAACGACUCAACGUAUAACCAACCUCUGUCCAUCCCCACGGCCGGCCUGGCUCUGAAAACGAGAGUAUUCGCUGCGGUUAAAGCCACAAACCUCGACAAACGAUGGAACAUCUUGAUGGACUACUGUUACACCACCCCCUCAGGGAACCCAAACGACGAGCUGCGCUAUGACCUAUUCUUCGGGUGCAACAAGGACCCCCAGACUACGGUGUUCGAGAACGGGCGGAGUCAGUCGGGGCGCUUUGCCUUCGAGGUGUUCCGCUUCGUGAAGCACCGGCACCAGAAGAUGUCCACCGUGUUCCUGCACUGCGUGACCAAGCUGUGCCGCGCCGACGACUGCAUCCUGCUGAUGCCCAUCUGUGGUCGGCGAAGACGACGAGAGGAGGAAGGAAGACAAGACUCCAGCCUCGCCUCGUCUGAUAAGGCGGUCCUCUCAGCGGGGCCUAUCAUCACCAGGAGUGAUGAAACUCCAGCCACUAAUUCACAACUUGGAUCAAACGACUCUUCGCUGCCAAUCAACCCAGCGACCAGCGCCCUCAUAUCGGGCGUGGUCAUCCUGGGCGGGACCAGCCUCGCCUUUGUCCUGGUUGCGCUCCGCCUCCUUCGGAGGUCCCGCCCCCCAACGAUGACAUCAUCAGGGGUUUGGAACCCAACCUUCAAAUGA